Lingula anatina is the source of this 2180-nucleotide messenger RNA. RefSeq names its product tubulin monoglutamylase TTLL4. Gene Ontology annotation, cellular component: ciliary basal body. NCBI's taxonomy places the organism in Eukaryota, Metazoa, Brachiopoda, Lingulata, Lingulida, Lingulidae. Gene Ontology annotation, molecular function: tubulin-glutamic acid ligase activity; tubulin binding. Gene Ontology annotation, biological process: protein polyglutamylation; microtubule cytoskeleton organization. The record is from RefSeq and is a predicted model, not a curated record.
UUUCAGUGCUCUCAUAUUCAAGACUGCUAUACCCACUGUCCGCCUUACUCGCAUUGUACCAGUUACUCGCAUUGUACCAGUGCACAGUAAGCUGCAUGUUUUAGACCGUUGAGUUUUAUUUCCAAGAACAUGACAAACGCACGGUUAUUAGCGGUCGUUAUAUUUUUGAAAGUUUUUGGAUCAAGUGCGGACAUUACAGCAAACGAUGUCCACAGUAUCGUAUCCAUGGGGACGGAUCCCACGGGAUUGGCUUCCUCAACCGAGACGCGUACGAGCUCUGCAGCGGAUGCGUGUUCAGAAAAACGACGUAAAGGGCCUGUGGCUACAGAUACAAAGCCAGAUACACCUGCAAUGACAGAUCAACACCACGACUGUGAUAGCAUAAAUAAAGCAAAGGAAGUAUUGAAAGAUGAUGUCAUACAGCGUAAAGAUGACGUCAUACAGCGUGCGCUAACUCCAAGCUUGUUUUCUAACGUCCCGCCAACCAUUCAUUUUGUGAGGCAAGAGGAACAAGUGGAGGAACUACCGACUGCUGCAAAGAAACGUUUAAGAUACUAUCACAGUAUAAAUAAAGUCAUUGAAGAGUUCGUAACCAGAGUUGGUUUCACACCAACAAAAGAACCCCAGAUACACAGCUUCUACUUUGGCCAACCUUACCAGCUACACCGGACAGAUUCCUAUCAGACGGUUAAGCCGCACCAAAAGUUCAAUCAUUUCCCAGACUGCUGGGCACUUGGUUGCAAACAUCAUCUCGCAGACAAUCUACAAAGACAUAAACUUAGACAUGGCGAAGAUGAAUUUGACUUCGCUCCCCAAACUUUUGUCUUACCGCGGGACAAGGAUGUUUUCCUGCAAACUUUGGAUGAAAGCGACGAAGAUCAAGCGUGGAUAAUUAAACCGGCUUGCAGUCAUGGUGGGCAGGGUAUUGAAGUGAUAACCAAAGGGCAGCGGGUGAUCGUAAAACAAGAAUCCGUCGUACAAAGGUAUAUACCUAACCCCAUAUUGAUAGACGGACAUAAGAUGGAUAUCCGAGUUUACGUCCUCGUGGGGAGUAUAGAUCCUCUGAGGAUCUACAUGUAUGAGGAAGGGCAAGUACGGAUAGCUCAUGAAAGAUAUUCCACGGAUAACUUCAACAAAUUGACGACGCAUCUAACCAACUUUGACGUGACCCUUGCGAACAUUAACAACGACGUCAAAAACGCCGCCAAACACAAACGCAAACCGCUGUCGUGGUUUUGGGAGCACAGUGGUGUCCAACGACAGCCAGUGUGGGAUAAAAUCAAGGACAUCGUUAUCAAGUCAAUCAUUAGCGGUGAAGCAAAGAUACGAGACGCAACCCUAUCGAACAUGGCAAGCAGAUACAGCAACUAUGAAUAUCUGGGAUUUGACAUUUUUCUUGACGAUGAUCUAAAACCCUGGAUUAUGGAAAUCAAUACGUCGCCCAGAAUGACUUAUAGAACAUUAAAAGACAUGAAGAGCCGCAUGUACAGAGAUUUGUUGAACCUGGUUGGCGUUCAGAUUCCAGACCAAGAUUUAGCGAAUCCGAAGGAAAAGAGCAAAGACACGUUUCCAAAACACCUUGUUAUGGACCACCGGCUGUGGAAUUACUCUCUAACUAACGAAGAAAGGGAAAAACAUGAUACCUACACAGCCAUUAAAGACGAGAAACUCCAACAAGCCAUGCUGGACGACCUGAAUCCCGAUGAUAUCCGGAUCUUGAUCGAAACUAUGGAUGAAAACAACCGCAGGGGCGGGUUUGAAAGAAUAUUCCCAACGCCUGACACAAAGAGAUAUCACAAAUUAUUUGAGGGCCCAAGAUAUUAUAACCUCCUCCUCCAUCACUGGAUUCAACGUUAUCAGCACAAUGAAGAAGAAGGGAUCAAAGUUCUGGAGUCGUACUGUAGACAGUCAAAACAUCUCCAACCUUAGGGAACCAAAUUUGAUAAUCCUGGUAUAGCAUCAGUUGUGGUCAUGGAUACGACGUGCUGUCGUAUCCGCCUGAGGACUUCUGGCAUAUCUUUAAGACUUGAUAAAAAAAAGGAAAAGACAGCAAAAACUUGUGAUAAAAAAUUUAGAUGGACGUGAUUUUAUUAGGUGUACAAUUCUAGUAAUUUACUUUUUUACGUCUUUUACCCUUGAGGUGCUAAUAAAUAAAUAAAUAAAAAUUAAUUGAUGGAACA